Molecule: messenger RNA, 770 nt
Organism: Amaranthus tricolor (Joseph's coat)
Lineage: Eukaryota; Viridiplantae; Streptophyta; Magnoliopsida; Caryophyllales; Amaranthaceae
Product: thionin-like protein 2
Exons: 2
Coding region: 205-576 (123 amino acids)
Source: RefSeq, a predicted model, not a curated record
CAUCAAUCAACUUAUAUUUAUUUUCAAAGUUUAUGCAAAAGUAAAAGGAACACUUGUAUUAAGACGAGAGAGUAUAAAACCUAAAACUCAGUGCUUAUUUUCAGAUUAAUUGAUCAGAAUAAUCAUUUGAAAAAAAGCAUAGCUUAGCUUGUUUUUCCUCACUUUCAAUUGCUCAUUUGUUGAUUUGGUGAUUCAGAAAGAGAGAUGUAUUUUCAUGGGAAUGAAAGAACAUUAACAAUAAUAGUGUUAAUAAUGAGCACAAUUGGUUUGAGCGUGGUACCAAAAAAAUGUAGUGGUACAACAUUCCAAGAGUGUUAUAUUCCAUGCUAUAUUCUGUGUGCUAUUCAACCAACUCAUACUCUUGGUUACUGUGCUUUUGAGUGUCUUAGAGAUUGUAUUCUCCCUACAAAUCUUACUCAUGUUGAUUCCUUUCAUUUCUGUAACCUUGGUUGUGCUUCUUCUCAUUGCACCAACAUUAGUACCCUUAAUAAUCCAGGUGGAAAGGAAGUGGAAGGCUGUGUCAGAUCUUGCUCUGGAGUCUGCAAGAAGAAUUACUUAAAUAACUUAAAUCCAUAAAUAAUUUUAUUUUUGGGUGUGAGUUAAUUCAUUUUGCAUAUUUAUUUGAAUGUAGCAUUGGUUAUGGGUAGUGUGUACUAAUACUUGUAAGUUGUAACUCUCAAGGUUAUUUGGCAUAUCAGCUUCUUUAUUGUCAAUCAAUAUGUAUUGCAAGUCAUGUAAUAAUUUAUUCUAAGAGCAACUUAUGAAGUUAA